AUGGCCAGAAACCGCAGAAGCUCGAUGCUGAGCUUUACGGGCAAGAAUAGAAAGACCAGCAGUGGAUCGAUCCCCAAGGUUGAUGCCGCUGAGACCGCCAAAGAGAAAGCUGCAUUCCAUAUCAACACAAAGGCCGAUCCGACCAAAGCCAUCAAUGAAGCGCAGCCUGCGACCCGAAAUACCCUCGAGGCCACUACGAUUGAAUCCAUUCGAAGUCUUGAGCACCGCGAUGCAGAUGGGAACGUCAUCACUGAUCCCGACCUGUCAAAUCCGACACGACCCCGUAUGGAACGACCACUUGACACCAUUCGGUCCUUUGAGGCGGCUAUAGAUGGAUCAUACAAUCGGAGGGCCUCUUUCAGAGCUGAGUCGACGAACCCCAUGAGCCUUCAGAAUAAUCGUCGAAGUGGCUUUUUCUCAGGCUACCAAGCUCAGCAACAAAGAUCCCCAGCUGAUGGUGGAGGGUACUAUGGCAAUCGCAUGAGCCACAGCAGGCCUGACAGUAUCAUGGAUAAUUAUGGAAAUGCUCCAAACCAGCAUGGCAGUGGCCGUCGCUUCGGCCCUCGAAACCACUCAGAUCCAGCUUUGUAUGGACACAACAAUACCCAAGGCGUUUAUCCUUCGCAUGGACAUCAGCAAUCUUACGACACAGUAGCAUCAGCAUCCAAUGGAAGCCACGCAACUGAUCAGUGGGGCAAUUCCACUGACCCCAGCAGCGAGAAUAGCUCCAUUGAUAGAGUUCAGACAGCCCCCAAACCGGACCUUGGUGAAGCUUACGGCUUCAACGGAUUCGGAGGAGCGCCCCAGAUCCAAGGUCCGAUCUUGGAGGAGCAUGGGCACGGCGCUCCAGGGUACGGGCAUCCUGGAUAUGGUCAAUCCCAGGUUGCAGCUGGCAAUGGCCAUCCAUAUCAAGGCAACGGGGCUCCCGCCCCACCACCGCAUGCACCUCCCAAAGACGCUGGACCAAGGGUUCCUAUCAAGCUAGGGAGUUCUGCAGUGGGCAUGAGAUCUGCAGUGGGCAGCAGGUCACCACCGGCCGUUGACACAGACAAACGCAAGAGUUGGCUCAAGAGAAGAUUUAGCAAGGGUUAG
Letharia columbiana is the source of this 1092-nucleotide messenger RNA. RefSeq lists its product as uncharacterized. The transcript has 5 exons. The record is from RefSeq and is a predicted model, not a curated record. NCBI's taxonomy places the organism in Eukaryota, Fungi, Ascomycota, Lecanoromycetes, Lecanorales, Parmeliaceae. The coding region runs from base 1 to 1092 and encodes 363 amino acids.